AGCGGCAGCUGCAGAUUGAUGAUGCCAAGCUGCUGCCGGGGACACGCCCCAGGGUGACCGGUGGUGGCCGCCUGGUGGUGGGUCAGGAUAUCGCCACAUUAGAGGGACAGUUUGACGUCUCUCACAAUUUCCACGGGGAGAUCGCUGACUUAAGGAUAUAUGAUCACCUCUUGGAGACCUCCCAUGUGAAGAGGUUCAUCCAUUGCGAGGACAAGGCCUUCAGUUCACAGGUGGCACCCAUCAUCAGUCUUGAGAAGAAGAGCUUCAUGAUCAAAGGGCAGACACAACUUUUCAACAUCUCAGAGGACGAGGUGUGCCGUCACAUCCCAGGGUACACAAUGCUCUUUCCUGAGAAAAAAACCUUUAUUGACUCCAUUUCUUGGUGCGACAAGCUGCGGGGAGACAUCGCUCUACCCACCAGCCUCGAGAAUAAUAUCCAGAUCUUUGACAAGUUCAUCGAGUUCAACAAUGAAUGUUUCGAUGUGUGGCAGGCACUGUACUGGGUGGGUGCAAGUGGCAAUGUUUCCAGCGGCCAGUGGCUCCGCCUCAUUGAUGAUCAACCCAUACACUGGCAUAACUUUAAAGAUUCCUGGGAAAGCGUGACAGAUAAGUACAGCUGUAUCCUCGCUGGCGGUAUACUUCAUCCCUAUGAGUGGUACCACGCCCCCUGUACCGUCAUCGCUUGCGUCAUGUGUAACUUUACCAGCCAUCCCGAGGUGCAUCUGCGUGGUCUGUGUGAGUCCUCACUCUUCGAUCGCUCACUCUUCCUGCAUGAGUACAUCAACAAUCGCCCAAAGUUUGACGGUGCUCGACACAGCAGCAUUAUAUGGAAUAACAAGAGCUGGGUGAUGGAGAGCCGUCUGUACCCCCAGCUGUCAGCAAAGAUGGUGGACCAGAUGGACUACCCUGUCGGCCUCCAUCUGUGGAACAUCAGAGGGGAUAAAUGUAGACAGAAAGAGGUGUACUUGCUCCUCACCGCCUGCAGGGCUGACGAGUUCACCUGUGAUGACGGCACUUGUAUUGACAAAUCACAACGCUGCGACCUCUCCACCGACUGUCCUGACCACACCGAUGAGCUCACCUGCGAUGUGAUGGCUAUACCCGAGGGCUACUCUGCCCAACUGCCGCCCCCCAAGAUCACCUUAAAACCUGUUCCUCUCCUCUUCCAUCUCAAUAUCACCUCCAUUAGGGAGUUCAACGUAGUGUCCUUCACCCUUACCAUCGACGUCAUCAUCACUAUCAGGUGGAACGACUCGAGGGUAACCUUCACAAACCUGCAGGAAGACCACCGCAAGAACAAGGUGAAACAGCCGGGGUUGUUGUGGACGCCGGAGUUGAUGGUGACAGAUGGCACACAGAGCUGGGUGCAACAUGGCCAGACAGAUGGCGGUGACCUCUACGUUGUCAAGAUGACGCCACCUAUGGCUGACAACAACGCCGUCCUUCACGAAGAUGACGUGUACAGCGGGUCAAACAACAGUCUCUUGUAUCGUCUACACAAGACUCUCAAGUCCCGCUGUCAGCUUGACCUGGAGUCUUACCCCUUCGACACUCAGCGGUGUUCACUCUUCUUCACUGUUCAGGGUAUCACUGAUUUCUCUGGCAAGCUGGACAAGGAAGGUGCUGGUUUGACCUUUGCUGGGACACGACAGUUGCUGGAGUACAACCUUGUUGACGAGACCAUCCAUGACAUUACCGAGGAGCAGGUCACCCAAAUGAAGGUCAGGCUGAAGUUCACCAACUUGUACAAGUACUACACGAUGAACGCUUUCCUGCCCAGCACCAUGAUGCUUGUCAUAUCUUACUUCAGUCUCUAUUUUGACUUGGAAGACUUUCAGGAUCGUAUCAUGGUGUCCCUGACGUCACUACUGGUGUUGGCUGCUUUCUUCAGUCAGACAAGUCUCACGAUCCCCAAGACAUCUUACCUCAAGCUCAUCGAUGUGUGGUAUGUUGCCCUCAUUUCCUACGUCUUCUUUGUCAUCAUCUCCCUCAUUUUUGUAGAGAAUCUACGCCUGAGGGACAUCAAGCAGCAGCAAUGCCCACAUAAGACUAUCCAGGUCACUCCAUUUGCACCAGGGCAUAUCUCCUCGAAGGAACUCGCCACCACCAUCCAUACUAACAGUCUGCCAGCCCGCCUCAAUUGCUUUCUGAUCGUCUUCUUUCCUUUAGCAUUUUUCGUGUUCUUUGUUUACUUUGUCGCUGCUUGUGCUGAUGGCCUUAAGGAAUAGACAGAAGAAUUUUGUUCCAUAUUUGGUUGUAGAGCCACAUAUUGUGUGGAUAAAAAAGCUAUUUCAUUAAAUGAUGCUGGGUUGUAUAAAUGGACAGGGAUAAAAAAAAAAAUUAUAUCUCCAUUAGCUGGAACAAUUGGUGCAGCACUUCCGGGAAUGAAAGAUUUCUGGGUAACUAGACAACUCUCUCAAAGCUGGAAAAACCUCCCCAUCCCCGGAAUUUUCUGGGUACUGGGAAAUUUUUCUCAGACUUGUCCAGAAAAUGUGCCCCUCAAAAACCAGAAACUUCCGGCUUUGGGAAAGAUUUUCCGAGAAAUUUUCAAUUCGGCGAUAAGAUAAAUAAUUUGGUGGUUACUGUCAUUACACGCACAUUAUUGAUUACAUUAUAUAACCUUAACAACAAAAAUAUAUCAAUUAACUCCACACAAUUAGAUUUAGGUCAAAUUUAUACUAUUCAGUAUUAAGUAAUAUUCCAGUUGCUGAAUGAAAAUUGAUCUAACAAUAUAUCACCUUAUGCCUGAGGUCUGGGGUGUACUGUAUGUCAGUACACAAGACUUAAUGCCCUCCAUGCUUCUUUUAAUCACAAAAACCCAGAUUCUCCUUAAUGGAUCAUUUAUGUAUGAUAUAUAUUGUACUGUAUAUAAUCCCUGAUGACCUCUCUGCCAUUUUAUCUUGAACCAGCUUCCCAGACAAGUCCUGCCUCACCCUCCUCCCUUGACAAAAACUACUGUACACAUACAUUAACACAUUCAUAUGUCUUACAGUAUUUUUCCAUGCUUCCUAAAUCUUAUUGUCUCCAUUACUAAUUUCUACCUUAAUAAUGAUUAAUAACCUAAAAUUAUAAUAUUUCCAUUCACUCUUCCUUAAUGAUAAAAAUAAUCAUUCCAAAGCUCUUGUCAUGUUUCCCACUCCUAUUGUUUACUGAUACAUAACCUAACAAAAACCUGACUAAGUAUAGUUGUGAUGUUUCAUUCUUAUUCAAAAUCAUUCUGAAUUCAUUCUUAAUGCCCCGUUUGUUUUUCAUCACCCAUAGGUACACCUUUCCUUUCUUAACCUUUUCUUUGCUCAUUACAUUUACACUUCACCAACAAACAUUUCUUCAGGCCCACAAGUACAGCAAUCACUUUCCUUAACACAAUUAUCUACAAACACCUCAGUCUUAAGCUCAAAGUAAUGUUUUCCUAUGCUAUACAGUACAACAAACCUUAUGUUUCACUUAUAUAUACACCAUAGGUGCAAGUGAUAAAAGCUGCUGCUCUCCUCAUUUCCCCAACUCAGAACUGUGAAACUUUAAAGGUAUAUAGGACAAGGUGCCCACAAAUUAUCUGACCAUUUAAAAACCUAAUAACCUCAAAACCAUUCUAGGUAGAACACCGGUUGUAUUAAACUUGAUGAACUCAAUUAUUCAUCUUGUCUUAAUGUGUGUACUGUAGUCUAUCUAUAAAAUUUUGGAAAUAAGAUUUAAAAUACUGUAGAUAUAUUGUCUAUCAAAGUUCCCUCCCUUAAAAAUAAUCUUAUAUAUUCCUCUCUUUAAAUACUACAGUAAAUUGUAUUCGAGACCUAUUAUAUGAUAUAAUUCACCAGACAAAGAAAAUAAUAUCUCAGAGAUCUUGAAUAAACUGUUGAGGGGACAUUUGUGCACAAGCUUUUGAACAAUUAUAUUUUGUGGGAAUUAAGAGAGUGACAACUAACUACUGUGCAGUAUACCUUAUGGGAAAUGAAGAGUAAAAAGUAAUUAUUCUUUAUAAAAAUUAAUUAUUUUCUUUCAAGAAAAUGGAGAGUAAAAAUUAAUUAGACAUAAAGAUAAAUAAAGAGAUAAAGCUUCAUGUACAGUAACUAAAACAACUAUCUGUGCAGGUGAGGGUCGAUACGCUCCAAAAUUUAACGUGUGACUAGUGACAGCCCUCAUAUACCAAAAUUUAUCGUCCAUGGUCUCAUUGUUUCCCAGAAAGUAUGCACAGAUAGUUGUUUUAGCUACUGUACAACUAGGUCAUCAGGAAGGUGUAAAACAGAGCUCAGUCUCUCUCUGGUUGAUACAUAGAAACUUAGAAAGGAAAAUUUCAGAGGAGAAUAUGUGUCAAGUCUGGUAAUAAGAACAUAAGGGAUAAUCAUUUUCUCAUCCAAAAAAUCAUGAAAUGUAUUCAUUACCUUGAAAAUUUAAUUGUAAUCCUUUAAACUUCUGGUAUCACAGUCUCUUAGGAUAAAUAUGACGGUAAUGUUACGUGUAAGUAUGAUGUGGGAUAUAAUUAUGAUACAUGUUAUUAGGAACAUACUGUACUGUAAAUGCUUUAUCUCAUAACAUCAAUCCCCAUUCCUCCAAACACUGGGCAGUAAUGGUAAGUCAAUUGCAUUAAUUCAAUACUUUUUCAACAUAAAUAAAAGUACAUGUAAACAUAAUCUAAACUGGCCUCUAGCAACACCAUGUCCUCAAUGUAGUUAAGGUAAUUCUGUACUGAUAUUUGUCUUGGGUUAUGAUUUUAAAAUUUUAAUAUAUGUGCUGUGCAUUUAAUUCCCAUAUGAAUUUAUAAUGUAAAGGUGCUAAAUUCUUUUAGUGAUCUUUAUGUAAUUACUUAACUGCACACUGUGUCAAUUGUACUGUGCCAGUGUUUUAAAUUGUUAUGGGUCACAAUAGGUAGAGGUGAGAACACUGAAGCCAUUCUGGCUGAGAGGUGGCAAAUGUGGAAGUUGUUUUGGCACUCUAAAUUUUUUGGGCUAAACCUACAUUAUGAAAUUUUAUUUUAAAUUUAGAUUCACCUUUUGGAAAGUAACAACAAUAGGUUAAAAUAGUAUGGGACUGCAGAUAUCCUUUAAGCAAAGUUUAAAGAGAGAAAUACUCUAAAUGAUAGAGAGAGAGAGACAGACAGACCAAGAGAGUAAUGUUUUGUCGAUCAAUCUAUCCAUCAUCUUACUCCAUUCCCAAUUACCUGGGGUGGAUGAAACCAAUACAUCAAGCCUUUGGUAUUAAUUCUGUCUUUACGUCGUCUACAUCUGACAUCUUGACGAGCAGAAACUUAAUUGACAUACUGUAAAGAACACGCUCGGUGGAAAUUCUGUUCUAUACAGUAGUGUGAUAAUAAAUAAAAAGUUUACUAAAUAUACUAUGAGAGAAGUUGCUUCCAUCUUUAUUAGAUUUCAUUACGUGUAAAUACUGGAGAACUAAGCAAGGCCAGAAAUGUAGGUAAGAUGCUACCACCAGACAGACUAGAGCAGCACAAGGACUUUAGCACACAAGUGGAAGCCUUAUUGUAUGCUUUAGCACUCAACUUUACUAUACAUGAAAUUUGAACACCUAUUGGAGUUUCUUCUAAGUCUAAUAUCAACAUGAAAAUAUUUCUAUUACAAUAAGAGAACUAAGAGAACAUGUGUUUCCAUACCAUCAUUCUCCAUGGUAAGAGAAUUAGCAGAACAGUGUGUUUCCAUAUCAUCAUUCUUCAUGGAGGACCAAGACCACUUACAAAAAUACUUCAAUUGUUAUAUCUUAGGUUAAAAAAAAAUAACCAUAAA
This is a messenger RNA of Homarus americanus (American lobster), 5732 nucleotides long. Its product is annotated as glycine receptor subunit alpha-2-like. Gene Ontology annotation, cellular component: membrane; synapse; neuron projection. Gene Ontology annotation, biological process: nervous system process; signal transduction; chloride transmembrane transport. Bases 267 to 2228 code for a protein of 653 amino acids. Gene Ontology annotation, molecular function: neurotransmitter receptor activity; extracellular ligand-gated monoatomic ion channel activity; chloride channel activity. The transcript is spliced from 6 exons. NCBI's taxonomy places the organism in Eukaryota, Metazoa, Arthropoda, Malacostraca, Decapoda, Nephropidae. The record is from RefSeq and is a predicted model, not a curated record.